Messenger RNA from Aspergillus homomorphus CBS 101889, 2306 nucleotides. Its product is annotated as FAD-dependent oxidoreductase. Gene Ontology annotation, molecular function: oxidoreductase activity; 2 iron, 2 sulfur cluster binding. Lineage: Eukaryota; Fungi; Ascomycota; Eurotiomycetes; Eurotiales; Aspergillaceae. The transcript has a single exon. The coding region runs from base 472 to 2244 and encodes 590 amino acids. Gene Ontology annotation, cellular component: cytoplasm. The record is from RefSeq and is a predicted model, not a curated record.
CUUUGAUCUGAGGGCACAUCCACCCAACAGAGCUGCGCCUCGUAAGGACCAACUCGCAGUCCUGGAGGCCAAGGGACAAUAGGUGUAUAGCAGCAGACUCUCCUCCAACCAAGAUGCACUCACAGACAGCUAACUCUAAGUUCGAUAAGAUCUUACUCCACAUGGGUCUGGCCAGCAUAACCCUGUUCUGCGGAGAUGAGGGCAAUCCAGCUGCUUGCUCACUCGUUUCCGGGUAAUGUAAUGUUUCCCAGCAAUCAGCGGUCAGAACCUAAGACUUUCACAGCUGUCAUGUUUGUGUCACCCACUCCAGUGUCUGGGUUGUACCCCAGCCUAUAGAUUGGUUGAUUCUGUCUUUAGGUCAUCAUGAUGCGAUCGAGCAUAGUGUCAAGCUUAUAUACUCUUUCUGCUGACCCGACCAUUCAAUAGGACCGUUGAGCAAAUUACAUCCAUUUCUCUGCAUUGCUUCUGGCCAUGCUUCAAGCUCUGAACCUCUACAACGUGACAUGCCAUAGAGCAAUUCGGCACAGUGCCUUCAAACGUGUCAAUUACCAAUUGCUCUUCACCGUCUCCCGAUACUCGACCAGUACCACAGCUCCCGUCCAUUCACGCAAGCUGGCCACCAUGUCGGACCACACGCACCAAUUCAUGAACACCUCCGGUGAGACGGACCCUGUCUGGGUUCGUCACAUGCCUUACUCCAAGUACCCGCACUUCCCUGCCCUCGAGGAGAACGUCGAGACCGACGUCUGCAUCGUCGGCGCCGGCAUCGCAGGCAUCUCCACCGCGUACGAACUGAUCAACCGUGGAAAACGGGUCACCAUGAUCGAAGCGCGCAAUGUGCUCUCCGGGGAAAGCGGCAGGACUAGCGGUCACCUGUCGAACGCGCUUGACGACGGGUACAUUGAGAUCCAGAAGAAGCAUGGCUUCGAAGGCGCCAAGGCUGCGGCCGACAGCCACACCUGGGCUAUCCAGCGCGUUGGGGAAAUAUCCAAGAACCUGGGCAUCGAUUGCGAGUACCGCACAUUGCCGGCGUACGAGAUUUCGCAAUACCCCCGCGGCGAUUCCAAACACGACAAAGAGAUCUCGGAGUUGAAGGAGGAGGUCGAAUUGGUCACAAAGCUGGGACUCAAUGCUUCGUACCACGAAGGCCUCGCCGUGAAGGGCUGGGACGGAGCGCCCGAUCAGCGCGAUGCCGCCGUCUUCAAUGGCCAGGCCACUUUCCAUCCGACGAAGUACUUCGUCGGCGUGCUGGAGUGGCUGCGCCAGCAGCCGAACUUCCAGUGCUUCACGCGCACCCGCAUGAUGUCGACCGAGGAGAGUGAUCUGGUCCAAGUGAAGACGUUCAACGGCUACACUAUCACUGCUACCGACGUGGUCCAGGCCACUUGCGUCCCGCUGCAGAAGCUGAGUGUUAUUGCGGAAAUGGAAUACAUGCGCACAUACUGCAUCGCCAUUCGCGUACCGAAGGGGGCGAUCGAGGACUGUCUCUUGUAUGAUGAGGCAGAGGCGUAUAAGUAUAUCCGAUUCACGGAAUGUGAUGAGAAGGACGAUUACUUGGUUGUCGGAGGCUGCGAUCACAAGGUCGGCCAGGAAAACACGGGAGGCCGUUUUGAGGAGCUCGAGACCUGGGUGCGGGAGCGUUUCACCAAGGCUGGCUCGGUCGACUACCGGUGGAGUGGUCAAAUCUACGAGCCUGUUGAUUACAUGGCAUUCAUCGGGAAGAACCAGGGCCAGCAUCACACCUAUGUCGUAACUGGUGACAGCGGAAACGGACUCACUCACGGUGUACUAGCAGGUAAACUGAUUGCGGACGAGAUCACGGGCGUGGAAAAUUCUUGGGCUCAACUGUAUAAUCCCAACCGUCUCAAGAGUAUCGGCAAGUCGAUGCCCAGCAUGCUCAAGCAUGAUAUCCAGAUUAAUGCCCAGUACAAGCGGUGGAUGCAGUCCGAUAUCAAGGACAUCGAGGAUCUCGCGCCUUGCACCGGUGGUGUGAUGAAGGAGAACCCGGCCAAACCGAUUGCCGUGUAUAAAGAUGACCAGGGCAAGGCCCAUAAAUUCAGCGCCAUCUGCCCUCACAUGAAGGCCGUACUGAGCUGGAAUGAUACCGAGAAGAGCUGGGAUUGCCCAGUCCAUGGCAGUCGGUUCAGCUGCGAUGGAGUGUGCAUCGAGGGGCCGGCCAAGGCCAACCUGACGCCCAUGGAUGAGUUCGCGAAGCGGGAGCAAAGAUCUCAAGAGGCCAUGUAAACGAUAGCAGAAUCUUCUUGUGUCUUUUAUAAUGUAUGUAAUUGUUUAAAUUUAGUACCACG